AUGGGCCGGAACAAGGGGAAAGCGCCCCCGCGCCCAGCGAGGCCCGGGACGCCAGCCUCGGGGGAGCAGGAGUCUGGGUCGGCCAGCGCGGAUGGCGAGCCCAGCCGGGAACGCCGGCCGGGCCGCGACAAGGCCCGCAGGGUGAGACAGGCCACGCAGCCCGCCACCACCGGGGGUCGCAUGAAGCCCACCGCAGAGAGGGACAGCCGGAGCGGAAGGCCGAGGGCUGAGCCGCCACAGGAGGUCCAGGAGAGGGAAGGCAGCGCGCGGCAGGGACGCGGGACCAAGGAGAGCCAUGAGCCUGGGGACAGCUGUGGGGGGCGCCUGGAGCAGGGGAGCCUCCCCCAAUUAGAGGAGCGGACGGGCGAGCACGGCCAUCGCAGGAAGAGAGGAAAAGGGCGGGGACCCUCGGCUCGGCGGGGCCACCAAGCGACCCAGAGUCUCGAUGGGGACACGUCGGGCGGCGACGGAGGCAGCUCCUGCCCGGACAGCGAAGCCCGCGAGGUCCAGGAAAGCAGCGGCCAGAAUGGCGGGGCCCCGGAACUGCGGCCCCAGACGGAGCCAAUGGACACGGGCUCAGAAUGGACCAACGUGGGGCUGGAGUCAGCGCCAGAGCCAUGCGAGCUCCCGAGCACCGACGGCCUGAGCAGCGACGAGCCUCCGGCUGAGCCCUGGAGCCAGGAGGGGUCGUCGGGGACAGGGCCCCAGAGAGUGAGUGCGGAUUCCGGGACAGACACGGACUUGAGUCUGCGAGGGGCCGGGCCUAGAAGGGGCCCACGUGCAGCCCCGGGAACGCCGAGCCAGGCCCCUGAGGCCCAAAAGGCUGAGCCCGGCGGAAAAGCCACGGUCCCCAGGCCUCCGGAGGGCAGCUGUGCGCGCGUCCGCGGGAGCUCGCGGGCUCCUCGGGACACCGGACCGGCCUGGAACGCGGGUGACACAGGAGCGCAGCGGGGCGUCGAGCCUGAAACAGCCGAGGCUUCGACGGCUCGGGCUCUGCGCCGCCGGGUCGGAAACGUGGUGGGGAAGGUGCAAGUGGAUGCUGGCGAGCGCGAAGCCGCAGGGGAGGACGAGCCGGGGGACCCAGCGCCCACGGCCGCCCUCGUGGUGGUGCGCAGGCUCCGCGAGAGGCCCCCGCCGGGCCCCGCUCCCCAGGCCGCGGGUCCCCGCCGCGCCAGUCUCAAGGAGCGGCUCCUGCGCGUGGUGCGGGCACUGGGCCUCCUGCGGUGGCUGCGGCUGCGGCUGCGGCUCCCGCCGCGGAACGCCGAGGGGCAGGGGGCGGGGCCGCCGGCUGGCGAGGGGCGGGGCCUCGGGCCGCGACUGCGGCGCCGCCUAGCGUUGCGCCUGGCGGGCGUAGCAGGGCUCGGGGGACAGCCCAAGGCUCCCCCUGGCGGCGGCUCGAGCCCCCCGCAGGCCCCGAAGAGCCCGGUCCCCGAUGACCCUUCGGACCAGGAGGACCAGAGUCCAGAUCCCAAGUUCGCGGUCGUGUUCCCCAGGAUCCACAGGGCGGGGAGGGCGUCGAGCAGCCGGAGCUCUGGAGAAGUGUCCGCGGACGCUCCCACAGGGGAGGGCCGCGUUUGGCCUCUUGCAGGGGCCGGGGGUGACAGUGAGGGACGCAGAGCGAGUGGGGAAAGGGUGGCCGGGCCCGGCCGUGCCUCCGUCCUCGCCCCGACUGCCCCCGACGGGCCCCCACUCGACGAGAGCGGCUCCAGCAGUGAAGCGGAGCCGGAGCCCCUGGCAGCGGAGACCCCGGUGCACUGGGCGCAGGGUUCGGGCCCCCGCGAGGUACCUGGGCUUGGCACGGUCGUGCUGCUGCCCCAACUCGCCUUGGAGACCCGCCUGCAGCGGGAGAGGACGCCGGGACCGGGAGGGUCCCUGAGGGAGCGGUGGGAGCUCGAGGACGAGGCCGAGGCGGCGCUGGAGAGGGACCUGGAGCUGAGCCUCGGCCCCGGCCUGGAGGCGCUGCCUUUCCUCGGUGCGGAGGGCAGGGGCCUCGGAGACGGCCUGGAGGACACUGAGGACCUGGCCCGGCUGCGGCUCGUGUGUGACAGCUCCGUGCUGCUGUGCCUCAAGAAGAGGUUUCACCUGGGCCGCAUCUACACCUUUGGGGGGCCCCUUCUGCUCUCUCUGAACCCCCACCAGCCCCUGCCUCUCUUCUCACCUGAGAUCCUGGCCAGCUACCACCCCAGGAAGGCCCCCAACACCACCCCGCACAUCUUUGCUGUCGUGGCAUCAGCCUACAGCCUGUCUCAGAGCGCUGGGCAGGACCCCUGCAUUCUCCUGGGACCCUACCACCCUCCACCCCCAUCCUUAGCUCCUCCCUCCUGCAGUGGGCACAGCGGCUCAGGGAAGACAGAAGCCACCAAAAAGGUUGUUCAGUUCCUAAGCAGUCUGGAACAGGAGCAGACGAGGGACAGAGGGUGUCAGCUGGACGACGUGCUGCGCAUACUCAGCAGCUUUGGCCACGCCAAGACCGUCCUCAACGCCAACGCCAGCCGCUUCGGCCAGGUCUUAUGCCUCUGCCUGCAGCAUGGGGUCAUCGUGGGAGCCUCUGUGUCACAUUAUCUGCUUGAGACCUCAAGGGUAGUGUUUCAGGGCCAGGCCUGCAGGCUCCAGGGCAAGGAGGAUGCCCGGGAUUUCACAGGGCUGACCAAGGCCCUGCAGGUGCUGGGCUUGUGCCCCGAGGAGUUGACCACGGUCUGGGCCGUGCUGGCCACCAUCCUGCAGCUGGGCAACAUCUGCUUCUCCUCUUCAGAGCGCGAGUCCCAGGAAGUGGCUGCUGUGUCCAGCUGGGCCGAGAUCCACACGGCAGCCCGGCUGCUGCAGGUGCCACCAGAGCGCCUGGAGGGGGCUGUCACCCGGAGGAUCGUGGAGACGCCCUAUGGUCGGGUCUCACGAUCCCUGCCUGUGGAAAGCGCCAUCGAUGCCAGGGAUGCCCUGGCCAAGGCCCUGUACUCACGACUCUUCAACUGGCUUCUGACGAGGAUCAACGCACGGCUGGCACCCCCUGGGGAGGGAGGCAGCGUGGGCACCGUCACUGUCGUGGAUGCCUUUGGCUUUGAGGCACUGCGGGUGAACGGCCUGGAGCAACUGUGCAACAACCUCGCCAGCGAACGCCUGCAGCUCUUCUGCAGCCGGAUGCUGCUGGCGCAGGAGGAGGAGGAGUGUCAGCGGGAGCUGCUGUCGUGGGUGCCCGUCCCUCAGCCUCCAAGGGCGUCCUGCCUGGACCUCUUGGCAGACCAGCCCCACAGCCUCCUGAGUAUCCUGGAUGCCCAGACAGGGCUGUCCCAGGCCACAGACCACACCUUCCUCCAGAAGUGCCACUAUCACCAUGGCGAGCACCCGAGCUACGCCAAGCCCCAGCUGCCCCUGCCGAUCUUCACCGUGCGACAUGAUGCCGGGGCUGUCACCUACCAGGUUCACAAGUUUUUAAAUACAAACCGGGAUCACCUGGACGCUGCCGUGGUGGAAACGCUUGGCCAGAGCCAGCUCCAGCUGGUGGGCGCCCUGUUCCAGGAGGCAGGGCCGCAGGCCCAGGGAGGCCGAGGCAGACCCAGUCUGGCCGCCCGCUUCCAGCAGGCCCUGGGCGACCUCGUGGCCCGGCUGGGCAGGAGCCGCGUCUAUGUCAUCCAGUGCCUGAGCCCCAACCCCGGGAAGCUCCCAGGCUGCUUUGACGUGGGACAUGUGGCCGAGCAGCUGCGCCAGGCUGGCGUCCUGGAGGCCGCAGGUGCCCGCAGUGUGAACUUCCCCGUGCGUGUGCCCUUCGGGGCCUUCCUGGCCAGGUUCCGGGCCCUGGGGACAGCGGGGCCGGAAGACCCCUCUGACCGGGAGAGGUGUGGCACCAUCUUGAGCCAGGCACUGGGGGCUGAAUCGUUGCUCUAUCACCUCGGAGCCACCAAGGUCCUGCUGCAGGAGCAGGGCUGGCAGCGGCUGGAGCAGCUCCGGGCCCAGCGGUGCUCCCAGGCCCUGCUCACCCUGCACCGCAGCCUCUUCUCCUGCAUCUCCCGCCAGCGCCUCCGCCUCCUGCCCCGGAUGCAGGCUCGUGUGCGUGGGCUCCAGGCCAGGAAGCGGUACCUCCGGCGGCGAGCAGCUCUGGGACAUCUGAACACCGUCCUGUUGCUGGCCCGGCCCCUGCUCUGGAGGCGGCAGAGGCUGCAGGUGCAGGGGUUCGGGGCGGCCUUCUUCCUGCCCUCUUGCCGGUGCUCUGGCAGACAGGCUGCGACUCCCGAGGUGCUGAGGCCGCUUGGGCAUCGGUGUGGCUGGUGCGGCGACGGGGCCUCGGGGACAGCGCCAAGCAUGGAGCUGGGGAGCUUGGAGAUCCCGGCGGAGCUGGCCGUCAUGCUGAAGACAGCAGAAGGCCACCAGGAUGCCCUGGCUGGGAGCAUCACCGAGUCCAUGCCCCCUGAAGUCCCUGCCCGGCCCAGCCUGACCCUCCCACCAGACAUUGACCGGUUCCCCUUCUCCAGCUUCGUCUCCAUCGGCUUCCAGGAGCCAUCCCUGCCCAGGCCAGGGCAGCCGCUGGCCAAGCCCCUGACCCGGCUGGAUGGCGAGAACCCUCAGCAUGCCCUGGACAUCAACAAGGUGAUACUGCGGCUCCUGGGGGACGGAUCCCUGCAGACCUGGCAGAGGCAGACCAUGGGAACCUACCUGGUGCGGCAGGGGCAGCGCCGGCCGGGGCUGCGGGACGAGCUCUUCAGCCAGCUCGUGGCCCAGCUCUGGCAGAACCCGGACGAGCAGCAGAGCCAGCGUGGCUGGGCCCUCAUGGCCGUCCUGCUCAGUGCCUUUCCCCCGAUGCCAGCCCUGCAGAAGCCCCUGCUCAAAUUUGUAUCUGAUCAGGCCCCCAGGGGCAUGGCGGCGCUGUGCCAGCACAAGCUGCUGGGGGCCCUGGAGCAGUCGCAGCUGGCACCUGGGACCGCUCGGGCCCGGCCACCCACCCAGCUGGAGUGGAUGGCCGGGUGGCGGCGGGGCCGCAUGACUCUGGACGUCUUCACCUUCAACGAGGAGUGCUACGCGGCCGAGGUGGAGUCCUGGACCACGGGGGAGCAACUGGCCGGGUGGAUCCUGCAGAGCAAAGGCCUGGAGGCACCCCCCCGUGGCUGGUCCGUGUCGCUGCACUCUGGAGACGCAUGGCAGGACUUGGCGGGCUGCGACUUUGUGCUGGACCUGAUCGGACAGACGGAGGACCUGGGAGACCCAGCCAGUCCCCGCAGCUACCCCAUCAGUGCCCUUGGCUCAGCCGAGGCCAUUCCCCCCGCCCCUGGUGUCCAGGCCCCCUCACUGCCCCGAGGACUCCCUCCAGGUCCAGCCCCAACACUGCCCAGGAGGGGCCACACAGGGGGCUCCGGCACCUCGGGGAGCCUGGAUGGCUUCUUGGAGCACGUUUUUGAGCCAGUCUUCUCCCCGGGCUUCAGCGAUCUGGAACACGGCUGGGCUCUGAGAGGCCGCAUGAAGGGAGGGGGCGCCAUCGGGCCCAUGCAGCAGGGCUACCCCAUGAUGUAUCCAGGAAUGAUGCAGAUGCCCGGAUACCAGCCAGCUGUGGUCCCUGCACCGGUACCCAUGAUGCCAGCCAUGGGUACAGUCCCCCCCAUGCCAACCAUGGUGGUACCGCCGCAGCCGCAGCCCCUGCUUCCCAGCCUGGACGCGAGGCAGCUGGCAAUGCAGCAGCAGAACUUCAUCAACCAGCAGGCGCAGAUCCUGGCCCAGCAGAUGACCACCCAGGCCAUGACCCUGUCCCUGGAGCAGCAGACCCAGCUACGCCAACGCCAGCGCCAGGCUCAGGCCUUGGAGGCUGCACCCCGGGCCCCGCCCUCAGCCAUCACCCCCAAGCCCAAGAAGCCCCCUGCCCCCCGGGAGGAGCCAGAGCCUGAGCUGGAAUCAGUGAGUGCCUGCCUGAGGGGGAGCUCAGAGGAGGCUGAAGACAGGCCCCGGCCGCCUAAGAAUUUCCAGCAGAAACGGGAAUACUUCCAGAAGAUGGGGCGGCAGCAGAUCAAAGUGAAGACGGUGAAGCCUCCUGUCAAGGUCCAGAUCCCCCAAGAGGAGGAGCAGGAGGAGCAGGAGGAGGAGGAGGAGUGGGAGGAGGAACCAAGAGCAGUGCUGUCCCCUCCUCCUACCCCCAUAGUGAAGAAGCCAUUGAAACAGGGUGGCGCCAAAGCUGCAAAAGAGGCUGAAGCGGAGCCGGCCAAGGAGGCGGAGCCUGGCCAUGAUCCAGGGCCAGCCAGGGGCAGGGGGCCUGUGGUGCGCAGCUCGGACCCCACGCGCCAGCAGCUGGAACCCAGCAGGGAAAUUCGCAACAUCAUCCGCAUGUAUCAGAGCCGCCCAGGCCCCGUGCCCAUGCCUGUGCAGCCAUCCAGGCCUUUCAAAACUUUCCUGAAGAAAAAUGACCCUAAGGAUGAGGCUCUGGCCAAGCUGGGGAUCCAAGGUGCCCACUCGUCCCCUGAGAUGCUGUCCCCCAAGGGCCCUCCACCAGCUGUGGCUCCUCGACCCAAGGCCCUGCCACAGCCCGGGCCCUCCAGCUCCAUCAAGGAAAAGCAGGAACCCCUUCGGGACCUGUUUGGCCAGAACCCGCCCACUGCCCAGGCACCCCAACCUCCGCCAGCGCCCCCGCUGCCUCCGCCCGAAGACCCAGGGGCCCCUUCAGCCGAGCCUCGUGGCUUGAUGGAGCCCAUGGGGGACCAGGGCACCGCCACCCAGCUGCUCGUGCCGUCCGGCAGCGUGUGCUUCUCCUACGCCAGCGCACCCUGGAAGUUGUUCCUUCGCAAGGAGGUGUUCUACCCACGGGAGAACUUCAGCCAUCCCUACUGCCUCCGGCUCCUCUGUGAGCAGAUCCUGCGAGACACCUUUGCCGAGUCCUGCAUCCGAAUCUCCCAAGAUGAGCGGCGCAAAAUGAAGGACCUGCUGGGAGACUUGGAGGUGGGCCUGGACUCCCUCGCCACCGCUGAAGACAGCAUCAAGAAGCGCAUUGUGGUGGCUGCUCGGGAUAAUUGGGCCAAUUAUUUCUCCCGCAUCUUUCCUGUUUCGGGCGAGAGUGGCAGUGACGUGCAGCUGCUAGGUGUGUCCCACCGAGGGCUGAGACUGCUCAAGGUGACCCAAGGGCCCAGCUUCCGCCCCAACCAGCUGAAGAUACUCUGCUCAUACAGCUUUUCAGAGGUGCUGGGCGUGGAGUGCCCCCUGGGCUCCACCCUGGAGCUGUCGCUGAAGAAUGAGCAGCUGGUGCUGCACACGGCCAGGGCGAGAACCAUCAAGGCCAUGGUUGAGCUGUUCCUGAGUGAGCUCAAGAAGGACUCUGGCUAUGUCAUCGCUCUGCGCAGCUACAUCACCGAUGACUGCAGCCUCCUCAGCUUCCACCGUGGGGACCUCAUCAAGCUGUUGCCGGUGGCCACUCUGGAGCCAGGUUGGCAGUUUGGCUCUGCCAGGGGCCGUUCCGGACUUUUUCCUGCCGACAUAGUGCAGCCGGCUACUGCUCCUGACUUUUCCUUCUCGCUGGCGCAGAGGAGCAGCCUGCGCAAGCAUCACUCGCAGCUCAGGGAGCCAGGGCUGGCUCAGCAGGACAGGGCCUCGGAGCGCCCCACCCACUCCUGGACCCAGGCAAACAGCGAUGACUCAGAGGCCAUCAGCCUGCCCUCCUCGACUGCCUACGCCUCUCUGUCCACUGACUCCCAGAGCUACACUAUGCUGGAAUUUGCCUUGCACUACUUCCGGAAGCCUCGGACCUUGCUGGACCCAAUGGAUGGAGGAGCUGAGGAGAAGGCCAUGGUCAGCCUGGUGCAGUUCAGCAAGGCUCCCAUCCAGGAAUCGCUCCUCAGCAUCAGUGACGAGGACACAAGCAGGCAGGCGGUGGCCGGCUUCCAGGCCCUGAUGCAGUUUAUGGGUGACCAGUCCAGGCCCCGGGGCAAGGACGAGCUGGAUCUGCUCUACGAGCUGCUGAGGCUGUGUCAGGAGGAGAACCUCAGGGAUGAGAUUUACUGCCAGGUCGUCAAGCAGGUCACAGGACAUCCCCGGCAGGACCACUGUGCUCGAGGCUGGAGCUUCCUCAGCCUCCUCACGGGUUUCUUCCCACCGUCGACCACGCUGAUGCCCUACCUGACCAAGUUCCUGCAGCAGUCAAGCCCCAGCCAAGAGCUGGCCUGGAGCAGCCAGGAGCACCUCCAGCGCACAGUCAAAUAUGGGGGCCGUGGGCGGCUGCCCCUGCCGGGUGAAAUGCAAGCUUUCCUGAAAGGUAAAACAGUCCACUUGCUUCUGAUUCACCUGCCUGGGGGUACAGAUUACAAGACAAAUAUCCGGACUUUCACAGUGGCAGCAGAGGUGCUGGAGGAGAUGUGCAGACAGAUGGGCAUCACGGAGCCCCAGGAAGUGCAGGAAUUUGCCCUCUUCCUCACCAAAGGGGAGGGCAAGCUGGUGCGGCCCCUGCGGCCCGGCGAGUACCUCAACAACGUGGUGAUGGAGCGGGACGUGAGCCUGCACGGCCGGCGGCUCAGCUGGGAGACCCCGCUGCACUUCGAUAACCCCACCUACAUCAGCACCCACUACAGCCAGGUGCGGUGGGACUACCUUCAGGGGAAGCUGAGGGUCAGUGCCCAGGCAGAUGCUCAGAUUGCCAGGCUGGCUGCCCUACAGCACCUCAGCAUGGACAAAAAGAACCCCCCCUCAGAGCAAGACCUGCUAGCUUACGUUCCAAAGCCGCUGCAAUGGGAGGUGAAUAUGACCACCAUAAAGGAUCUGAUGGGCCAGCAGCUGAGACAGCUGCAAGGACACAGCCCCCGGGAAGCACAGAUCAGCUUCAUUGAGGCCAUGAGCCAGCUGCCCCUCUUCGGCUACACCAUCUACGUGGUGCUGCGGGUGAGCAAGCUGCCCCUGCCUGGACCCACCCUCCUGGGCCUCAACCACCAGCACCUCCUCUUCAUGGACCCCAGCUCCCAGAAACCGCGCUGCUCCAUUGGCCUGAAGAACCUGCAGCGGCUCCGCCUGCUGAGCCCCCGGGAGGAGGGGGGCCCCCCUGGCCUGGAGAUCAACUAUGGCUCUGCUCACAGCCCCCAGACCACCUGGUUUGAGCUGCCGCAGGCCCAGGAGCUGCUGUACACCAUCACCUUCCUGCUGGAUAACACCUGUUCCCUUGAGUGGCCUGGCCUCAACUGACAGUGGGGGAGGAGUGGAGGUCACUCUGGUUUGGACUUCACCUCUUGGCCCUGUUCUGGAACCUGACACAGCACAACACAGCUGGCUCAAGUGGAGGCAGGGGCUGCAACAGUGUCACCAACUGGGAAAGGAAACAGCCAGGCUCUCUCUGAGGGGGGAGGGGCCUGGGUCCAGGGUGAGGGCUACAGGAGCUCAGCCUGGGCACCUGAUGUUGCCCGGGCUCCAUGGUAGCAGGAGCCCAGGCCUGGGAGG
Molecule: messenger RNA, 9381 nt
Organism: Propithecus coquereli (Coquerel's sifaka)
Lineage: Eukaryota; Metazoa; Chordata; Mammalia; Primates; Indriidae
Product: unconventional myosin-XV-like
Exons: 65
Coding region: 1-9129 (3042 amino acids)
Cellular component (GO): myosin complex; cytoskeleton
Molecular function (GO): protein binding; cytoskeletal motor activity; ATP binding
Source: RefSeq, a predicted model, not a curated record